CCUAUGAGUUUGUAUAGGAAAUUGCGAUUAAUGAUUAUGUUAACUUAGUAUAACACACAGCUCCGACAAAAUUUUGUUUUGAUAGAGCGGAGCUGCCAGAGGAUUGGGAAAUGUCGAAGUAUCGCUAUGGAGAUCUGAUAUUGGAAGCCUUCAUGGAGUUCCGUCGGCCCAUGGCGCUCGAGGAGGUAAUUGAAUACGUUGCCGAAAUGGCGGACAAGUCCGUUCAGGACGUACGCCUCUCUGUCGACAACACGCUGACCGCGGCCUGGCUGCACGGCUUCGUGAGCCGAGACAAUGAGCUCUAUUACCUGGAAUCGAUUAUCAAGCCCGAUGCCAACGAAACUGACGAGCCUUGCUCCACUGGCUACCCCACAGCGUUCACCAGCUGCAGCGCCUCCAUCGAGUCGCGACUGAGCAGCUCACGAGUCAAGAACAGGAGGCGCAGACGUAGCUGAGAGCGCAGCUAGCUAGAUAAACAGAUGUGCACGCUAGGAAUGUCUCUAGCGCAUCGACCCCCCCCUUCCCCCAAAACAAAUUCGGACUCAGAGGUGGGUUACCGGCUUGCCCCUUGCCGCUUGUCACUUGCCCCUCGGCCGGACACUCAGCAACCGUUCGGAUCCUGGACCCCGCCUCCAUGACACAGACCAAUCGCAUCGUAGCCCCAUACGUGCUGUCCGCCGGUCUCUCUGACCGGGAAGGACAUCUUUAUUAAAUUAAAACGUAUUUUGAAUAAAUAUAUUUUGUUGAUGACGAA
This is a messenger RNA of Drosophila mojavensis, 754 nucleotides long. RefSeq lists its product as uncharacterized. Bases 111 to 455 code for a protein of 114 amino acids. The record is from RefSeq and is a predicted model, not a curated record. The transcript has a single exon. Lineage: Eukaryota; Metazoa; Arthropoda; Insecta; Diptera; Drosophilidae.